CAAUACAUACACACUUGGUUUUCGGCGAGCGACGGUGUAAUCAGUGACGGAAAAGGAAACAAAGAUAAGAUGUGAGGUGAUGUUGAGGUAUAAAAACGCGCAUGAGAAUUUCCAUUAUAGAACGUUCCUUGCUUUUGUUCUUGCCUUUUUGAAUCGACCUGGGUAAAUAGAGAAUGGCUGAAGUCGUGUCGCCCGCAGGAAUCCUCCCUCACAUACCUGACGACCUCACACUUGCGCAGUUCAUAUUGGAUGCAGAACAUGUCAGGAAGCCCGUUCGUAAGAAUGAUGCCUGGAUUAUUGAUGACCAGAGUGGGAGAAAGAUCGGACUUGAGGAGCUCAGAACUCGGACGUAUGGUCUGGCUAAUGCGUUGAGUAUCCGCUACAACAUCCAGGAGGACGAUGUUGUGUUGAUCUACAGUCCAAAUCAUACUGAUUACCUCGUGGCUGCUUGGGCGGCUCACAGACUUGGUGCUGCCGUAUCCGGUGCCAACCCGCUAUUCACAGUCGACGAACUUGUAUAUCAAAUCAAUACAGUAAAAGCAGCCGUCAUUAUCACGCACCCGGACUCGCUCAAAGUAGCCCUGUCGUCUGCACAUGCCGCUGGUGUAUCCACGGAUCGCAUCAUUCUUUUUGACGUCGAGGGUGCGGAUACCGCGCAGAAAUUGACUGUGCAAGCUUUGGUUUCGCAAGGUCUUGCGAGUGUUCAAAACUUCACGGAACGGAAACUUGCUCCUGGUGAAGGGAAAACUAAGGUGGCCUUUCUGAAUUUUUCCAGCGGGACCACUGGUCGCCCGAAGGCCGUUGCAAUUCCCCACUACUCACCGAUUGCAAAUAUCAUUCAGCUUGCCACGCACCACAAAGUCGGCGAGGAAUAUGCUGGUCAAAGAUUUGAACCUGGUGACAUAUGCUGUGGCGUGCUUCCUUUAUAUCAUAUCUAUGGAUUGGUGUUCAAUGUCCAUUAUAUCUUUUUCUGCGGAAUGACGCUUGUCUUAACAGCGAAAUAUAACUUUCUGGACUUUUUAAAGAAUAUAAUCAGGCACCGCAUUACUCAUCUUGUGUUGGUCCCCCCGCAAAUUGUACUACUAUGCAAGCACCCAGCUGUCAAGAGUUACGAUUUUAGUCAUGUUCGAUACAUCAACUCGGGCGCUGCACCCCUGUCUCGUGAGGUAAUGGAGCAACUUGCUCAGAUAUUCCCGAAUGCCGCACUUGGGCAGAGCUAUGGCCUUACCGAAUCAGGGCCUGUUAUAAGCAGUUGGGCACUAGAUAAGAAAUCUGACUUGAGUGGUGGCACCGGCCAACUCCUUCCCGGUAUUAUCGGUCGCGUGGAGAAACCCGAUGGCACUCUUGCCGACUUUGACGAACCUGGAGAACUUGUCGUAAAGACGCAGGCGCUUGCGCUUGGUUAUGCAAACAACCUAGAAGCAACGAAGGAAACCUUUGUAAACGGAUGGCUCCGUACCGGUGAUGAGGUGAUGAUGAACCGCAAGGGCGAAAUCGUAGUCCUUGACCGGUUAAAGGAAAUGUUGAAGGUCCGUGGAUUCCAGGUCGCACCUGCCGAACUCGAAGGGUGCAUUCUAGACCACCCCGACGUGACUGAUACGUGCGUGGUUGGAAUACAAGAUGAAUAUAGUGGUGAAUUACCACUGGCAUUCGUUGUUCUCCGCCCUGAGGCCGUCAAACGUGUCGAAGAAAGUCCUCCAGCUGCGGAGGAGAUCAAGGCGUCUAUUAUGAAGCACGUUGCUGAUAACAAAGUUGGCUACAAGAAGCUCGCUGGAGGUGUCGAGAUCAUUGAUGUUAUCCCGAAGAACCCUAGCGGUAAACUUUUGAGGAGGGUGCUAAGAGACAAGGCCAGGGAGAUGCGGAUGAAACCCAAAGCGAAGCUGUGAUAUGGUGGUCCUGGUUGUCCUCCUACAGUCGCGCACUCUUCAGUACACCAUAUGUAUGAUACUGAAU
Suillus fuscotomentosus is the source of this 1953-nucleotide messenger RNA. RefSeq lists its product as uncharacterized. The coding region runs from base 174 to 1886 and encodes 570 amino acids. Gene Ontology annotation, molecular function: CoA-ligase activity. Gene Ontology annotation, biological process: secondary metabolic process. The transcript has 20 exons. Lineage: Eukaryota; Fungi; Basidiomycota; Agaricomycetes; Boletales; Suillaceae. The record is from RefSeq and is a predicted model, not a curated record.